This is a messenger RNA of Arctia plantaginis, 612 nucleotides long. The record is from the annotation of a GenBank genome assembly. Lineage: Eukaryota; Metazoa; Arthropoda; Insecta; Lepidoptera; Erebidae.
AUGAAUCAGUUAUUUAAGAACCUUUGUGCCAUUAGUUUCAAAUCUAACCUAUCACACAAUAUUCACACUAGUUCCUCUACUUUAGCAUGGUCUAAAUCAGAUGCACCGAAAAGAUUUCUUAGACACAAUAAAGUAAUAUAUCCCCCACAAUCAGCAGAUGAAACACCUAGACCUGCUUUUGUAUGUCAUCAAAAAACUAAUAUAAAGUACAGUCCUGAUAAGCUAUGGUAUAUAGCUAGCUUUGUUAGAGGAAUGACAGUAGAUGAAGCAGUAAAACAACUUAGUUUUGUUAAUAAGAAAGGGGCAAUAUUUGUUAAAGAAGCCAUACUUGAAGCUCAAGAACUUGCUUUAAAAAACCACAAUGUCGAAUUCAAAAGCAACUUAUGGGUCGCUGAAUCAUUUUCUGGUAAAGGAAUGGUGAUAAAAGGCAUCAGAAGACACGCUAGAGGAAGAAUGGGUGAAGUCAGAUACCAAUACUGUCAUUACUUUGUAAGACUUGAAGAAGGGAAACCACCUACAGAUUAUUAUAAGAGAAAUCCACUAACACCACAAGAGCAACUGGAAAAUUGGCUGGAACAGAUGAGGAAGAGAAAGAUUACAAAUUCUUAUUAA